AUGCGGCUCCUGGUGGCCUGGGCCGCAUGUCUCGUAUGGUGCCUGUGCUGGGGCGCACAAGCUCAAGUACCCGUACGCGUGAGUCUGCGGCACAAUUGGCACAAUUAUAGUGACAGUGCCACCCAUGCUGCUCCUCUCCUCGAGAUGAUGGAGGCGGCCGGACAAGUGUGGCCUCAUGCCUUCUUCUCGCUCGUUUCUCGCAUUUGGUCCCACCCAUCAGCGGGUGGUGAGCUAAAGGACAUGUCGUAUGAGCGCCUUUAUCAUCACAUGGAAGGCGUCUUGCGGUCGCUAGCCGUUGAUGUGCACGAUGCAUAUCCGGAAAGCCAUCUGGAGGAAUGGCGCACCUUAGUGGCGCAACAUGCACAAGCGGCGAAGGUCGAAUCGUAUUAUCAGAUGUUUGAGGCAGGCUCGAAUCUCCGUUCGCUUAAUGUACCGUGUGAUACGUUUGUGCAUGUAAAUGGCCAUGCCUACUGCUCACUUCCGGCCGCGCGGCAGGCCAUUCAGGCACUAAACACAUCGUCCCCCCUCCUUGCUCACGAUCACGUACACCCAUCGCAUACGGCUCCUGGGCCUUCUCUCGUCCUGUAUGCCGACCCAUACUCCACAAGUAUUCACGAAUUCCACGACAUGCUGCACGCGCUGUCCAGUACGUCGCACGUCAAGUACGUCUUUCGAUGGCGGCCGUCUGUUGCAUCAGUGAAGUCACGUCCCAUGUCGCGCUACUUUUCUGGAUUCGGGACGACGAUGCAUUUAAAAAAGGUGGACUAUCUCGUCUUGGAUGAUAGGCAUAUCGACAAGUCGCACCACGCCGAACUGCCCAUGUCGCAUGAGCCUGAUCGAGUGCGCAUCUUCUCAGACCAGCUUCAAAACAAGCUCCACCGUCUCUUGGGCACGAAAAGGCCUUCCGUGCAAGACGCUGUGACGCGGCACAGCAACCUGACUAUUUCAGAGUUGGCCCAGCUGGAUGUAGCGGCUACACAUGCGAUCUUGUCGUCUGACGAUCCCAUGUCAACGUGGGAGUCUAUUGUGCUAGAUUUUCCCAUUCACUCAGGCACGCUUUCUGACUACAUGGAUACUAUACCCGACGAUGAUACAAUUUUGGAUACUUUGAACAACGUCGAAAAACGGUUGAUAUCACCAGGUAUAACUCAGCUAUGGAUCAAUGGACUUCCUGUGCCUGUCACAGAGCUGCAACCUCUUUCGUUUAUCAAAAGGAUGCAUGACGAACUUGAUCUCAUCGAGGCCUUCGGGGCGUCUGAGCUAGGCAUCUCGCCGGAUGGAGCCGAAAUGAUCAUGGCGAAUCCCAGUGUGAAUGCUGCCUUCGCACCUAUCCAAGCGGCACCGCAGUUCUACGAUGCAAGCGAUGCCCUCGAGUCGAGCUCAGAGCUUGGCAUGCCCGUGAUUGCUUGGGUGAAUGACCUGACGAAUUCCAUGUACGCCGACUGGCCCAAGACACUCAAAGACAUGAUGCGCUACCGUUGGAUGAGUGGACUGCCGCUCAUACAGCAAAACUUUUUCCAACUCGUCGUUCUACUGGACAUGCGUGAUCCUCGGGCUCUUUUGCUUUUGGGCAUGUACUUGGACGCCACACUGAUGGAUUAUGCUAUACGCUGGGGCAUUGUGCCCCUCCUGGAAGACGAAGACUGCCAUGUUCUAGCACAGCUUCUUUGGCUCGGUAUGGAGCAGCUAGCAGCGCUAGAAAUACCCCUCUUCUUGCAAAAGCUUGCCGCGACGCCACUUACACCUGAAGGUCGUGUGGAUCCGAAACAGGCCCGCGCUGUGCUCCGAUCCAUGCUCCCGGCAAGUGCGCAGGAAGACAAUGAGCUGAUGGCCUUCUUGAAUGGUGGCGAACGCAUCUCUGGCUACAAGCGCCUGCUUGAACUGGCGAAAAGCUACUUGGGCCGUCUGCAUACGAUGAAGCGUCCGGGCUCCUCUGGUGUUGCCUAUUUCAAUGGUCAAGAAGUCAGCUUAGAUGAACAUCUCAUAUCACAAGUCUUUGCUGCUACCAAGUACCAGCUGCAGAUGGCAUGGGACGAUAUCAGGGAUGGGUAUAUUGACAGCCAGGAUCGAUACACGCGCUAUUUCUAUGAUCUGCGCGACACAAAAUCGAGACGCUCUGCUCUUGUGACGAUGGUCGAAGAUGCCCAAUCUUUUGUGCGUCCGUCCGUCUAUGUACGCCUGCCAGAUGUGACACGCGAGCUUGGAGAGCAUGCCAGACCCAUCCGCGACUUCUUGUACAGUCCUGGCGACACGAGUGUAUCGAUCCGCCUCUUGGGCGAUCUGAAUGACCGUGCCACGCUCGACAUUCUUCUUCGUGCGCUAGAAGCGAUGGAAACGACUCCUUUUCGCCUUUCGUUUGUGCACACCGGCACAUCAGAUGGUUUGUUGUCUGAAUGGCUCCUGCAGGCCAUGCACGCCGGCGCUUUGUCCAACAUGUCGCACAAUGACUUGUACCACGCACUCGAAUCAAAUAAUCUCGCAGCGUCGCUGGAGAAUCUUCGUCAGAAGUAUCACAUUCCAACGACCAAAUACUCGUGGAGCCAAAUCAGCCUUGCUUUCUCACAGGCCCUCGAGUUGAAGCACGUCGGGCCCAUCAUUCUACUCAAUGGGCAGAGCCUAGACCACAUUCAGGGGGUCAGUCAAUUUGAUAUCGAGUCGGUGGUAGCAUGGGAAGACGAAGUGCAUGUUCAGGCACUCCUUAAUGCUCUGGAUGUACCGGAUGAAACUCGAGAGAGCCGUGCGCAAGUCAUCGAGUUUGCCGUGUCGGUUGUCGGAUGGAACUUUGCCAAGAACUCGGACCAGGAAGGACCCAUGGAAUCCGCACCUCAGAAACGAGACCCAUCGGGCAUGUAUCUUCACAACUCUGACCUGAUGCUGCGCAUGGGCCAAGACUCUGCUCCGAUCCAUAUCACAGGUCUCCUGGAUCCAUUGUGCACGAAUGCGCCGCAGCUCGUUAGCCUGCUGCGGAUGAUGUCCACGUUUAGCUGUGUGCGUAUAUCACUGAUGCUAAACCCUCGCAUUCGAGUACCUUCUUUGCCGUUUAAUCAAUUUACUCGAUUUGAUUAUCGAACUCAGCCACGAUUUGAUGAACACGGUCAGGAAGACAUGCCGAGCUUGUCAUUCGAAAGUUUGCCCGAAAGUUCUGUGCUUACGAUGCAAAUCCAUGCGCCACGCUCGCUUGUGGCGAUGGCCGACGAGGCCGUGUAUGAUCUCGAUAAUAUUCGUCUCGCCGACGUGCAUGGCAGACUGGAUACCGUCUAUUCUGUGAACAGUAUCUUGGUCGAAGGUCAUGCUCGUGCUGAACAUGGCCCUAUUCCAGAAGGACUGCAGCUGGUGCUGUCCAGUGAUGAUCAAAGAUCUCAACUGGAUACCAUUGUCAUGGAGAACCUUGGGUACUUUCAAUUCCGUGCCCAGCCAGGUCGCUGGACUCUCCGCAUUCGGGAAGGACGCAGCCAGGACUUGUACGAAAUGACGAGUGUCGGCGCGCUUGGAUGGUCGAGUCCACCUGUCAGCCAUACGGGUGCGGCCAUAACUCUCGAUACGCUCGAAGGUGUUACCAUUUUUCCCACCUUCCGCAAGCAUAAAGGCAAAGAAAUGGAGGAGCUGAUUUCCAGUGUCGAUAUGGCCGAGUCGCUGACGACGAGCAAAUUCUCUUCGUUGUUACAUCAGGCCGUUUCUUACGUUGGUCAGCUACUUCGUCCUAUGCGUUCAAAGGGCAAACAUGCCGAGAUUAAUGUAUUUACAUUGGCCAGUGGACAUCUAUACGAGCGCAUGACCUACAUCAUGAUUCUGAGUGUGCUGCGUCACACGAAGAGCAGCGUCAAAUUCUGGUUCGUGGAGAAUUUCCUAUCGCCUUCGUUCAAGUCAUUUAUUCCUCAUCUGGCUCAGGCCUAUCACUUCGAUUACGAGUUAAUCACCUACGCCUGGCCAGAAUGGUUGCGCGAGCAGACAGAGAAACAGCGUAUGAUUUGGGCAUAUAAGAUCCUGUUUCUCGAUGUUCUUUUCCCCCUCGACUUGGAUCGGGUCAUUUUUGUGGACGCUGAUCAAAUUGUGCGUACGGACCUCAAGCAACUCGUGGACAUGGACCUGCACGGUGCUCCAUACGCCUAUCCUCCCAUGGGUGACGAUAGUGAAGACAUGGAUGGCUAUCGAUUCUGGAAGCAGGGCUAUUGGAAAAAUGUGCUUCGUGGUCAUCCCUACCACAUUUCAGCACUAUAUGUGGUAGAUCUGAAGCGCUUCCGCUCUAUUGCGGCAGGCAACAUUUUGCGUGUUCAUUACCAGCAACUGACCGCUGACAAAAACUCACUGGCGAAUCUCGACCAAGAUUUACCCAACAAUCUCCAGCCCUUGCUGCCGAUUCAUACGCUUGACAAAACGUGGUUGUGGUGCGAGACGUGGUGCUCUCAUGACUGGCUUCCACAAGCCAAGACUAUUGAUCUUUGCAGUAAUCCCAAGACCAAGGAGCCCAAACUCGAUCGAGCCCGUCGCCAAAUCCCAGAAUGGACUGAACUGGACAAUGAGGUCGCUGCGUUCGCAGAAUCACUGCGUUCACCAUCAUAUUCCACGCCUCAUGAUGAGUUGUGA
This is a messenger RNA of Malassezia restricta, 4584 nucleotides long. RefSeq names its product UDP-glucose:glycoprotein glucosyltransferase. The transcript has a single exon. The record is from RefSeq and is a predicted model, not a curated record. Gene Ontology annotation, molecular function: UDP-glucose:glycoprotein glucosyltransferase activity. The coding region runs from base 1 to 4584 and encodes 1527 amino acids. NCBI's taxonomy places the organism in Eukaryota, Fungi, Basidiomycota, Malasseziomycetes, Malasseziales, Malasseziaceae. Gene Ontology annotation, cellular component: endoplasmic reticulum.